Messenger RNA from Branchiostoma belcheri (Belcher's lancelet), 2473 nucleotides. RefSeq lists its product as uncharacterized. Lineage: Eukaryota; Metazoa; Chordata; Leptocardii; Amphioxiformes; Branchiostomatidae. The transcript is spliced from 12 exons. Bases 254 to 2473 code for a protein of 739 amino acids. The record is from RefSeq and is a predicted model, not a curated record.
GACCCUCUCUAGGUAGUGUACUCAAGCCGUACUGACCGUUUGGACGUCGUUAUCAGUACUUUAUCUUCAAGCAGGUUUCAUCGGGCGCAAGGCACUAUCAAAUUGGCCACCAGUUACCAUCGGCCUCUCUAUCAAAUGGGGUGUUUUGCCCCCAGAUGAAAUCUGCUUGGAGAUUAAGUACUAGUUAAUGUCGUUUCCGACGGUCGAUGAAAAUUAGAUACCUUCACACUCUGUCGUUACAGGCCGGGAAAACAUGGCAGAAAAGUUUAAACCCAAGAAGAUCCGCAUCGGUACAGACCUGAUCAAGGCGGCCAAAUAUCAGCUGGGAUUCCUGAAAGAGGUUGACAGACACCCGAUGCUGUACGAGGGACCCCAUGUCGACAACGCCCUGAGGAGGUACGAGAAACUGUGGCUGCCGCUGGUGGCGCGGCUCGGGACCAAGGGGCUGUCCCCGCCCCUGGACAUCCACUGGGUCUGGCACGUCCACAUGCUGGCACCGCUGCACUACGAGGCCGACUGCAACAACAUCGUCGGCAAGCUGAUAGACCACCACAUUCCUGACAACAUUCCUUCGUUCCGGAAAGGCCUUCAGGCUGCGCAGACUCAGUGGGAGAAGGAGUAUCCGUCUGAACCUUUCAACGUGGACUUGAACAGCCCCCCGCCCAGCAAAGUCGUGGUCGCUUCUCCAGACUCGCAGAUUUCUUACGACCUCCGGUCUGCGAUCUCCCGUCAGAGGAUGUUCUACUACCAGGUGUCUCUUCCUCACUUCAGGGACGACAAGUUCCUCCAGGAGGCGGUGUUGAGGUAUAAGAUGCUGCUGCAUUUGAAGAAGACGAAUCCCGGCAAGUUCCUGGUUCCCUGUUACGACAUGGAUCUCAUCUGGCAUGCACAUCAGAUCAACCCAGUCAUAUACAAGUCUGACACAGAAGCUAUCCUCGGAAAGACUUUUAACCACGACGACUCCGUGAACGACCGCAGUCCCGGCUCCAAACUCAACACGUCUGAUGAUCAGACUAGGACCCUGUGGAAGACGACAUUUGGCAAAGAUUUCCCGUUGAGUGGCGCGAUGUUCCGGGGCCCACCGCCGGGCGAUGUCCACAUGAUGACCCGGGAAGAGGUGUUCGCCAUCACCGUGAAGCGGUGCAACAUCAUCGUGGAGAGAGCCGAAGUUCAGAACAUACCUUCGGACGUAUCGAGACCUCUGUGCCUGAAAAUCAGGAGCAAGAAAGGCAGUGUAAGCUUGAAACAGACUCCCUCAGACGGCUGCCUAACCUGGUCCUCCCAGUCAACGAGCGGGCUGAAGACGUUUGACUGGGGCGACUCGACCCACCUGUGCGCCAGGCUAAGUAACGCCACCACGUGCCAGUGCCUUGCCGGGGACCCGCUGUCUAGCUACGACUUCGACCUGCGACAAGCAGUCCACGGAGUUCCCGAAUCGGGAACCCAAAUUGUGGUGCGGAGCGAGAGAACGGACCUGCCCAUCACCCUGACGGUCGGGAUCGUGCCGAGGGAGUGGGGGGAGGUCCGGCUGACCACGAACUUCGGCACCUGGGCCAAGUCUCCGCUGUCCGGGGAGUAUCUGUCCACCCUCCCGCCCAUGGUGCUGGGGUCGGACGGAGCGGCGUAUACGUUUGAGAUCGCCACUCACAAUAUUUUAGACCUGACAGGAGGCCUGGCCUUCAGGUGCAGAGUGGUGCACUCCGCCGAGCUGAAAACCUCCGUGGUGCAGGUCAUGACCCCAGGAGACCAGCUGACGGCAGAGGCUUACCUCAUCCGGAAUGACACGCUGCAAGCCCCAGCCGUUGUGCCGACCAUGGGACCUAACGACUGUGCCAUGUUAAUCCGGAACAGUCAGGACUGGGGCGUGGUGGUCGGCAGGUGGGACAACUUCCGUCAGGGCGUCCCCGGCACACCUGGCGUGAAGGGCGUCAGCGGCACGCAGGACACCCCGGCCGUCAAGGGCGUCAAGGGGACCCCGGGGGUACGGGGCAGGCCUGGCAACCUGUCCAUCAGCUUCUACAACUUGCAGACUGGCACCACGGAGAGAGCCGAGGCCACUCCAGGCAACAACUUCACCAUCAGGCUCCGGAACCUGACCGUGGACUUACGGACCGGCGAGGUGACGAUCCCGCCCAACGUGACAGACGUACCCGAGGGCGUGGCGCUGGCCUUCUCCGUCGCCGUCAUGUGGGUGCUGUUACAGCCUCGACCGCAAGAUGGCGCUGCAGCUACAGCUACAGCAGCCGCCACGCGAGGCAACAAGACUGUGAAAUCCAUGGAUACGUCCUCCCUGAUGAUGAUAGUCGGGGCAGGGUAUUACCUGAACGGGAUCGCCUAUUACUCCCCGGUUACUGGCGCGUCUGGGGGGUGUGGGGGAUGUGGUGGGUGCGGAGGGUGCGGGGGCUGCGGGGGGUGUGGGGGUUGUGGCGGAUGUGGGGGUUGUGGUGGUGGUUGUGGAGGGUGCGGUGGUUAA